UGAUUGAGCUGUGGAAUUUGAUGGAUACACCGGCGGACGAGCAACAAAAAUUUCAUGAUUUUACAAGGCACAUAGCAGCUUCAGAAAAUGAAAUAAAUGAGCAUAAUGUUCAGUCUGCGGACAGUCUUCAACAUCUAUGGAAAAAAUAAACUAACUUUUCUCCAAUUAAUUAUUAUAUGCUGUUAAUUUCUAGCAAAAAUUGAGGGUACCCUAGUCUAGUUGUGAUGUUUUCAUAGCGGUAAUGAAAUUAUCGCGAUCCUAUAAUUCUUC
Molecule: messenger RNA, 270 nt
Organism: Capsicum annuum
Lineage: Eukaryota; Viridiplantae; Streptophyta; Magnoliopsida; Solanales; Solanaceae
Product: 65-kDa microtubule-associated protein 9-like
Biological process (GO): microtubule cytoskeleton organization
Cellular component (GO): cytoplasm; spindle
Molecular function (GO): microtubule binding
Source: RefSeq, a predicted model, not a curated record